Molecule: messenger RNA, 1074 nt
Organism: Pezoporus flaviventris
Lineage: Eukaryota; Metazoa; Chordata; Aves; Psittaciformes; Psittacidae
Gene: PDE6G
Product: phosphodiesterase 6G
Exons: 3
Coding region: 690-953 (87 amino acids)
Biological process (GO): positive regulation of epidermal growth factor receptor signaling pathway; visual perception; positive regulation of G protein-coupled receptor signaling pathway
Cellular component (GO): photoreceptor outer segment membrane
Molecular function (GO): cGMP binding; 3',5'-cyclic-nucleotide phosphodiesterase activity
Source: RefSeq, a predicted model, not a curated record
GGGAUGUGCUCUGCUCCAGGCAGGAGCCUGCUGUUGGGUUCUGCUCCUGCAGCAGGGACCAGGGUACCUUUGGCAUCUCCCCAGGCCAGGUCCCGUACUGGGGACCCCAUAGUGGUGCUGAACCCCAUCACAUCGGUGCUGGAUCUCACUCAGCACAUGGUGUGGUUGCAGUGCUCAGAGGCACAACCACAGCGGGAUGGAGCCCAUGUGCUGCCCUGUGAUGUCCAUUGGCUCUGGCUGCCCGCAUCCCAGCAUGGACCCAGAGGCAUUGGCAGCGUGGGGCGCCCACCAUUCCCAAAUCCCAUCCUGUUAUCCUGAGGGAUACCUUGCUCCCAUGCCUGUGGCACAGACCCAGCAUGAGCCGUGGCUGGGGGUCCUGGCAAUGCCAAUGAGGGGCUCCAUCUACACUGGGGCACAGACCGAGGACCGGAGGAGCAGCCCCAAGGGAGACAGCAGCAAUUUAUCCCCAUGGACGCCCUUCCCUGCCUUUGGGGAAAGGGGAUUAUCGGGCUCUGAGCUGGGCUAAGGCAAGGCUGCAGGGAGGGGGCUCUCCUGCUUGGUGGGUCAGUGAUAACAGAGGGGUGCCAGGGGCACGCAGGGUGGUGGGAGGAGCCGGUGCCCCCACAUCUCCUCUCAUCCAGGUGUGAGGAGCCGUCCAGCGCCAGACCCACAGCGACCGCAGCACAGCCAUGAGCCUGGAGCCCCCCAAGGUGGAGGUCAAGUCAGUCACGAGGGUGACGGGGGGACCCGCCACCCCCCGGAAGGGACCCCCCAAAUUCAAACAGAGGCAGACGAGGCAGUUCAAAAGCAAGCCCCCCAAGAAGGGGGUGCAGGGGUUCGGCGACGACAUCCCGGGCAUGGAGGGGCUGGGAACAGAUAUCACCGUCAUCUGUCCCUGGGAAGCAUUCAGCCAUCUGGAGCUGCAUGAGCUGGCGCAGUACGGCAUCAUCUAGGGAGGCUGCGGCCACCGCUGCCCUCCCACCCUUUAGUGCUGUGUAGGUAGAGCCUGCCCCGUCCUUAUGGCGGGGCUCAGCCUGGAGAAAUGCUCAUUAAAACCCAAAAGGAGCGCGGGGA